AAUCUCUCUCUCUCUCUCUCUCUCUCUCUCUCUCUCUCUCUCUCUAUUUCUCUAUCUGGGUUAAAGGAUUCUGAUUUAUGAAACAAUCCUUCUUCCCUCUGCAAUCAACUCUCUCUAUCUAUCAAUCUAUGUUGUUACCUGUAAAUUGGAGGUCUGCACUCUCUAGGUUUUUGCCUUGUUAAGAGGGCAAUUUCGGUGCCCAAAAUUGCAGGUAUCAAACCCAAUUAGGGAAAGUUCUGAUUUCCGAAACCCUCGUAUGUUAGAAAGGCAGGUUUUAAAAUCAAGAAAUGGAAGAAGCACAGGAAAAUGGCAGGCAUCAAUUUCCUCAGAAUCCCUGUGAGAACGAUGCUGGAGCUGUCUUUGUCCUUGAAUCCAAAGGGAAAUGGUGGCACGCGGGAUUUCAUCUUGUGACUGCGAUCGUAGGGCCGACAAUACUGACGCUGCCGUAUGCAAUGAGUGGCAUGGGUUGGAGUUUGGGGCUUCUCUCUCUUACUGCCGUAUUUGCAGUCACAUUCUAUUCAUAUUCUCUCAUGUCAAAGGUGUUGGAGCACUGCGAGAAAGAGGGCCGAAGGCACAUACGCUUCAGAGAGCUUGCGUCUCGUAUCCUCGGAUCGGGAUGGAUGUUUUACUUCGUGAUUUGCAUUCAAACUGCCAUCAACACGGGAGUUGGAGUUGGGUGCAUUUUGCUUGCAGGCCAAUGUCUUCAGAUAAUGUACAAAGACGUUUAUCCUGAUGGUCCACUCAAGUUGUACCAUUUCAUUAUGAUGGCAACUGUAGUCAUGGUUUUGUUAUCGCAAUUGCCCUCCUUCCACUCCCUUAGACAUUUGAACCUCGCUUCUCUCUUCCUCAGCUUGGGCUACACCUUGCUCCUCGUCAUUUCCUCUAUUGUUGCAGGGUACUCCAAAAAUGCCCCUCCUAAGGAUUACUCACUUGAAACUUCAACAUCUGUCCGCACAUUUGAUUCUUUCAGUUCGAUUUCAAUCCUAGCCUCUGUUUUCGGUAAUGGAAUCCUCCCUGAGAUUCAGGCAACUCUUGCUCCUCCAGUAACUGGAAAAAUGCUUAAAGCGUUGUCCUUGUGUUAUAUAGUCAUAUUCUUCACCUUCUACGCGGCUGCGAUCUCAGGGUAUUGGGCAUUUGGAAACAAGGUGAACUCCAACAUUUUGAAAAGCUUGAUGCCUGACAAUGGGCCAUCUUAUGUCCCAACCUGGAUGCUCGGUAUCGCUAUAAUUUUUGUUAUCUUGCAGCUCUUUGCAAUUGGCAUGGUGUAUUCUCAAGUCGCAUACGAGAUAAUGGAAAAGAAAUCAGCGGACAUAAGGCAAGGAGUGUUCUCCAAGAGAAAUUUGGUCCCUCGGAUCUUCCUCAGGACAUCAUACAUGAUCUUUUGUGCUUUUCUUGCAUCAAUGCUCCCCUUCUUUGGUGACAUAAGCGCAGUGGUGGGUGCUGUUGGGUUCAUCCCACUUGAUUUCAUCCUCCCCAUGCUUUUAUACAACAUGAGUCUCAAGCCCCCACAAAAGUCAUUCACAUACAUCAUCAACAUAUCUAUCAUCAUUGUAUUCUCAGGCGUCGGAAUCAUGGGUGCUUUCUCAUCAAUUCGGAAGUUGGUCCUUGAUGCUCGAAAGUUCAAGCUUUUCAGCGAUGAUGUUGUUGGGUAAUAACAAAAAAACAGAGAGGAAAUUGUGCACUAACCAUGAGUGGGGCAUUGAAGCACCUUUUUGUGUGAUUAUCUUUCAUAUGUAGGUCUUGUAUCCAUGUAGGAUUAAAAUUGUGUAUUAUCUUUCAUAUAUAUGUCUUGUAUCCUUGUAGGAUUAAAAUUGUGUAUUAUCUUU
Molecule: messenger RNA, 1826 nt
Organism: Amborella trichopoda
Lineage: Eukaryota; Viridiplantae; Streptophyta; Magnoliopsida; Amborellales; Amborellaceae
Product: Transmembrane amino acid transporter family protein
Source: RefSeq, a predicted model, not a curated record